AUGGGCAUUCAAGGUUUAUUGCCUUUACUUAAGGCAAUUCAAAGACCUGCUCGUAUCGAAGAAUUUGCUGGUUGUACUGUGGCAGUAGAUUCGUACUGCUGGUUACAUAGAGGGGUCUAUGGAUGUUCAAAGGAAAUUAUCGAAGGCAAGGCUACGAGAAUGUACGUAAAUUAUUGCAUGAAAAGAAUAGAAAUGUUAAUAAAUUUUAACGUAAAGCCUAUUAUGGUCUUUGAUGGUGGUCACCUACCUAGUAAGAUGCAAAAAGAGGAAGAGCGAAAAUUAAAUCGUCAGUUCAACAAAUCUAAAGGAAUAGAAUACUUACGUCAAGAUAAGUAUAUUGAUGCAUUAGAUUGCUUUCGUCGUGCUGUCGAUAUUACUCCUGCAAUGGCAUUAGAACUGAUUAAGGCAAGAUUGGAAUUGAUUCAAAAUUUAAAAGAUAUUGAAUGCAUAGUUGCCCCAUAUGAAGCUGAUGCCCAAUUGGCCUACUUAUCUAAAGCUGAUUUGGUUGAUGCAGUCAUUACGGAAGAUUCAGACUUAUUGGUAUUCGGAUGUAAAAAGGUAUUAUUUAAAUUGGAUCCAAAUGGAAGAGGUAUUGAAAUUAGGCUAGAUCGUUUACGCGAAGUGAAAGACAUCGAUCUAAAUGGAGUCGACCAUGAGGCUUUUCGUCACAUAUGCAUUUUGUCAGGGUGUGAUUAUCUCCCAUCUAUUCCUGGAAUGGGAUUAAAAACGGCUUAUAAGAUCAUGAAAAGAAAUCGCAUGAAGGUUUACAGUGCUAUUAAAUAUAUAAGACGACAAAAUACCAUGAAAGUCCCAAAGAAUUACGAAACACAGUUCAAAAUGGCGGAUGAAACGUUUUUAUAUCAAGUAGUUUUUGAUCCUGUAACGAAAACGACUAUACCUUUAACACCUUAUCCGAAAGAUAUUGAACCAUCUACUCUUGAACAUGCUGGACAGUAUCCUUCAUUAAGAAAGAAUCCCUAA
Molecule: messenger RNA, 981 nt
Organism: Trichoplax adhaerens
Lineage: Eukaryota; Metazoa; Placozoa; Uniplacotomia; Trichoplacea; Trichoplacidae
Exons: 6
Coding region: 1-981 (326 amino acids)
Biological process (GO): DNA recombination; mismatch repair
Cellular component (GO): nucleus
Molecular function (GO): 5'-3' DNA exonuclease activity; protein binding; 5'-flap endonuclease activity
Source: RefSeq, a predicted model, not a curated record